AUCAGAGUUGUCGCAAUUCCUUUUCCAACGCUGACCACAAUGUCUCUGGCUUUGAAGACGGCAGUUGCUGCCGCUGGACGACGAGCAGCUACGCGACCGGCGGGCCUUUCCGCGCACCGGUGGCUGCAUACAACGCGGCCGACCUUGCAAGCGGAACCUUCGUCGUCGUCUCAGUCAUCUAUUCCCUCUUUUUCGUUAUCUGCGGCUCAGCCAAUGGUGGAGUUAGCGAACAGAGAUUCCAACCAGUUCAGUCUCGAGCACCCACAGAACAAAUCAGAGUAUAUUCUAUCUACUGUGGACAAGAUUGCGAAUUGGGCGCGACAAAGCUCGCUCUGGCCUGUAACUUUCGGUCUUGCGUGUUGCGCAGUGGAGAUGAUGCACAUGGCUGCUGCUCGGUAUGACCAGGACAGACUGGGUAUCAUUUUCCGAGCCAGUCCUCGGCAGAGUGAAGUUAUGAUUGUCGCCGGGACACUCACGAACAAAAUGGCACCUGCAUUGCGGAAAGUGUAUGACCAAAUGCCUGAACCUCGAUGGGUGGUGUCAAUGGGCUCGUGCGCCAAUGGAGGUGGAUAUUACCACUAUUCCUACUCGGUUGUUCGUGGAUGUGAUCGUAUCGUUCCGGUUGAUAUAUAUGUACCCGGAUGUCCCCCGACAGCAGAGGCGCUCCUAUACGGAAUGUUGCAACUACAACGCAAGAUGAGACGCAGCAGGAAAGCGGUUCUUUGGUACCGCAAAUAACUCUUUUGAAAGGUUGAUGGUUACAGUCGUAUAUAGCGUUGAUUCUAAAUAGUGUAGAAUCAAACUAUCUUUGCAAACUAUUUCAAUUGCCGUCCUUUUAGCGGAGCUUGAGACAAUAUGUACAAACGGAAUCGCAAAAAGAUAAAAAGUAGAAAA
Desarmillaria tabescens is the source of this 894-nucleotide messenger RNA. Its product is annotated as NADH-ubiquinone oxidoreductase 20 kDa subunit. Gene Ontology annotation, molecular function: NADH dehydrogenase (ubiquinone) activity; quinone binding; 4 iron, 4 sulfur cluster binding. NCBI's taxonomy places the organism in Eukaryota, Fungi, Basidiomycota, Agaricomycetes, Agaricales, Physalacriaceae. The coding region runs from base 40 to 738 and encodes 232 amino acids. The transcript is spliced from 8 exons. The record is from RefSeq and is a predicted model, not a curated record. Gene Ontology annotation, biological process: electron transport coupled proton transport; mitochondrial respiratory chain complex I assembly; aerobic respiration.